AUGGCUUUUACCACCGAGGUGGAGUUUGACCAGGCAUAUGCCAGCGUCCGAGCCGCUUUCGCCUCGGGUCGCACCAAGAGCAAAGAUUGGAGACGCCAUCAGCUUAAGAGAGCUUGGUGGAUGGUCGAGGACAACAAGGACCGCAUCCUUGACGCCCUUCGUGCCGACUUGAACAAACAUCCUUUGGAGGCUAUGCUGGGGGAAAUUACGGGCCUUCAAAAUGACAUUCUGCGUACCCUUGACAAGCUUGACGAGUGGACAAAGGAUGAGAAGCCCACAAGAUGGGAUCCCAUCAACUUUUUGGGCGGAACUGUAGUCCGUCAAGAGCCAUUGGGCGUGUCAUUGAUUAUUGGCGCUUGGAACUUCCCUUUCAUGCUGAUUUUACAACCCUUGGUCGCUGCUAUUGCCGCUGGCUGUGCGGUGGUCCUGAAGCCGUCCGACGUUGCACAAGCCUCCCAGGAUCUCCUGAUGGAGAUCGUCCCCAUGUACAUGGAUCGCGACGCUAUUACUUGCGUCAGUGCAGGGCCGUCGGAAAUGAAGCAUAUUCUUGAAAGUCGCUUCGAUCACAUCUUCUACACCGGCUCUGCAAAUGUUGCCAAGAUCAUCUAUGCUGCUGCUGCCAAACAUUUGACCCCCGUCACUUUGGAACUGGGGGGUCAAGGGCCUGCAAUUGUUGCCCCAUCUGCGAAUAUCGAUCUCGCGGCAAAACACAUUGCUUGGGCUAAGUUUUCGAAUGCUGGACAGAUAUGCGUUAACGUGAAUCACGUCCUCAUUGACCCUAGCAUACGUGAAGCUUUUGUGACGAGACUGAUCCAUUACUUUGACGAGUUCACUGGCGGUCGAGAUAACAAGCCAGACUACUACAGUCGCAUCAUCAACGAGCGAAAUUUCGAUCGUCUCGAGUCUCUUCUCGAUAGAACAUCCGGUAAGGUCAUUCACGGCGGCAUUCGCGACCGUCAAAAUCGAUACUUCGGACCUACCAUUGUUGUGGACGUUAGUCCCGACGAUCCUCUACUGUCUGAAGAGCUCUUCGGCCCCAUCCUGCCUAUCAUUGACGCGGACCUUGAUACCGCUAUCUCUUUCACUCGCAGUAUUGAGCACCCAUUAGCUCUUUACGCCUUCACCAACAUCGAGUCUGAAAAGAAACGCAUUCAGAAUGAGACUUCUUCUGGUGGUGUGACGUUUAAUGACUGUCUUCUCCAUGCCGCUGCUCUUGAUGCACCUUUUGGUGGUGUGGGGAACUCGGGUAUUGGUUCCUACCAUGGGAAGUACGGGAUACUUGCUUUCUCGCAUCUUCGCACAUAUACGAAUGCUAUUCCAACGUGGAUGGAGGGGGCUAUGGGCGCGAGGUACCCUCCUUAUUCUGAUACAAAUAUGAGGAAGCUAUCACCGCCUGCCAAGGCACCUUUUGACCGAGAAGGGAACGACACAACUUCUCGCAGCAAAGUUUUGAGUGCUGCGGCCACUCUGGCAGUUCUUGGUAUUUCAGUCUGGAUGUUUGGAGCGAGAGAGAAGCUCCCGCCUUAUGGAAGGAACUGGUUGAGGAAGUGA
This is a messenger RNA of Aspergillus tubingensis, 1551 nucleotides long. Its product is annotated as aldehyde dehydrogenase family protein. NCBI's taxonomy places the organism in Eukaryota, Fungi, Ascomycota, Eurotiomycetes, Eurotiales, Aspergillaceae. Gene Ontology annotation, biological process: aldehyde metabolic process. The record is from RefSeq and is a predicted model, not a curated record. The coding region runs from base 1 to 1551 and encodes 516 amino acids. Gene Ontology annotation, cellular component: cytoplasm. The transcript has 3 exons. Gene Ontology annotation, molecular function: aldehyde dehydrogenase (NAD+) activity.